CACCGAAAUCUUCAAUCUAUAAAUAACCUGAUUUCCACUAAACCCUAAUUCCUACCCUAAACAGAGGAGCAAGCCGCUCGUUCAUUUCUCUUCUUCAUUCAUUCAACCUCGCUCUCUCUCUCUCUCAUCAAGCUACCAUGGCUCCCUCAAAGAAGACGAAGAAGACUCAUGAGAGCAUCAAUAACAGAUUGGCUCUUGUUAUGAAGAGUGGAAAGUACACUCUUGGUUACAAGACUGUUCUCAAAACCCUCAGAUCUUCUAAAGCUAAGUUGAUCAUUAUCUCAAACAAUUGCCCACCCUUGAGGAAGUCUGAGAUUGAGUACUAUGCUAUGUUGGCCAAGGUUGGAGUUCACCACUACAACGGAAACAAUGUUGAUCUUGGAACUGCCUGCGGGAAGUACUACAGGGUGUGUUGCCUCAGCAUUAUCGAAGCUGGUGACUCAGAUAUCAUCAAGAACAUGCCUGACCACUAAAUUUGCUGCCUUUAGGGUGAUUUAUUUUGAGAGCGCAAUUUUGAAUGUCACAGUUCAUAGGAACUUUUUUCUAUUUCAGUCUCUUGCACCUGUUUCUUUGUAGACAUAUUUUGUGUUUCAAUCACUUGAAUGAAGCUUUAUAUCUAUGGAUUCAUGUACUCGUAUCUUGCUAAAUCUUAGAAUGUGAUUGAAUGCCAGUUAUGUUGUGCUCCUUUGAUAA
Chenopodium quinoa (quinoa) is the source of this 693-nucleotide messenger RNA. RefSeq names its product 60S ribosomal protein L30. Gene Ontology annotation, molecular function: structural constituent of ribosome; RNA binding. The coding region runs from base 138 to 473 and encodes 111 amino acids. The transcript has 4 exons. NCBI's taxonomy places the organism in Eukaryota, Viridiplantae, Streptophyta, Magnoliopsida, Caryophyllales, Amaranthaceae. The record is from RefSeq and is a predicted model, not a curated record. Gene Ontology annotation, cellular component: cytosolic large ribosomal subunit.